AUGGCUCUCAACGUCCCAGGACUUGUAGCCACAUUAAUAUUUUACUUACUGGUGCUGGGGAUAGGUAUUUGGGCUUCCAUUAAAUCCAAAAGAGAUAAAGACAGGACACAGGCAAACCAUGCAGACAUGGCCCUGCUGGGAAACAGAAAGAUCAGCCUGGUGGUCGGCAUCUUCACCACAACUGCUACCUGGGUUGGCGGGACCUUCAUCAUUGGCACAGCUGAGACAGUGUAUGAUCCAAAGUUGGGGUUGAUUUGGGCUGUGAUGCCAUUAGCAGCAACAGUGGCCUUCAUUCUUGGUGGCCUUUUCUUUGCUGAGCCAAUGAGAGAAAAGAAGUACGUAACAAUGAUGGACCCUUUCCAGAUCAAGUAUGGACACAAACUAACAGGACUUUUGUCUGUGGCACCGCUGAUGUCAGAAAUUAUUUGGGUGACAUCAACAUUGAUAAGCUUGGGUGUAACGAUGAGCGUGAUCCUUGAUUUGUCCUAUGCCGUGUGCAUCUGGAUUUCUGCUGCCGUGGCCAUCACCUACACCCUUCUUGGGGGACUCUACUCAGUGGCCUACACAGACAUCAUACAGCUCACUCUGAUCUUCAUCACUUCGUGGCUGUGCGUCCCUUUCCUCCUAAUGAGCCCCUCCUCUGUUGAUAUCACCACCACAUCUUUCAACCACACCUUUCAGGCUCCAUGGGUUGGCACCCUGACAGCAGAUAAAGCCUGGAAGUGGAUUGAUAUCUUUUUACUCCUGAGUGUGGGAGACCUCGGUUUCCAGGAUUUUCACCAGAGGACACUGUCAGCCUCUUCCUCCACAACAGCUAAGCUGAGAUGUUACGCUGCAGCCUUUCUCAUCCCCACGUUUGGAAUCCCUCCUGUGCUCAUCGGAGCAGUGGCUGCAUCCACAGACUGGAACCAGACCUCUUACGGCUCUCCACCUCCCUUUGAACGAGGACAGACUGGUCUGAUUCUGCCUCUCUCCUUACAACACCUUACACCACCCUACAUCUCCGUCGUUGGCAUUGGAGCUGUGGCUGCUGCUGUGAUGUCAUCAACCGACUCUGCCUUGUUGUCUGCAGCCUCCAUUUUUUCCUCAAAUAUCUACAAGAAGACCCUGAGGACAAAGGCUUCAGACAAUGAGAUCCGGUGGGUGAUCAGGAUUUCUGUGGUUUUAUUUGGCCUGGCUGGUACAGCGCUCACCUUCCUGCACACCGGCGUUAUGGCUUUCUGGGUCCUGGGAGGUGAAAUCGCCUACAUGUUGAUGUUUCCACAGCUAGUCUGCGUGCUUUUUUUCAAGAUUUCCAAUGGUUACGGUGCCACCGCAGGAUUCAUCCUUGGGCUUUUUUUUAGACUUCUUUGUGGAGAGCCCUUGAUAGGGAUACCACCUGUCAUCCAUUUUCCAGGAUGCACCCUUGAAGAUGGGGUUUAUGUUCAGUAUGCCCCUAUCAGGACUAUCUGUUUGUUUGUUGUUUUUGCAACAAUUUUGCUGGUCUCCUACCUUGCUUCACUUCUUUUCAACAAAGGACUCAUACCGGAAAAGUGGGAUGUGUUUCUGGUCAAAGACCUGCACCUAUCAAAAAAACCAUUACCAGCAAAUGACACGAGCAGCAACGGAUGCCACAGAGAACAACCUGAGUGCAAGGAUGGAGGUGUGACAGAUUCAAUGUUGGAGACAACUUGUUGA
Molecule: messenger RNA, 1677 nt
Organism: Cheilinus undulatus (humphead wrasse)
Lineage: Eukaryota; Metazoa; Chordata; Actinopteri; Labriformes; Labridae
Product: high-affinity choline transporter 1-like
Exons: 8
Coding region: 1-1677 (558 amino acids)
Biological process (GO): transmembrane transport; choline transport; acetylcholine biosynthetic process
Cellular component (GO): plasma membrane
Molecular function (GO): choline:sodium symporter activity
Source: RefSeq, a predicted model, not a curated record